AUGCUUUCCGUUCCAGCUAAAGUCUGCGGGCUCAUCAGGCUCACCCUCACUGGUCCAGUGUGGCCAAUUAUUGAACCCAUGGUCAGCCUUCAUGGUGCGCUUGUUCUUCUCUAUGUCCUCAUGAUCCGAAGAGAGAUCAACGACGUCAAUAUGAUGAACCUCUGGGUUAUCAGCGUCGGUAAGAUACUCAGAGAGGCGGGAUGUGCGCUCAGUCUUUCGCUUCUUGUUGCGGAAGGCGGGCAGAUCAGCAGGAAGAGACUCCAUGAGGGUCUUCUCGCGGCCAAGGUACUCCUUGACGCUACCCAGGUUUUCCAGAGAAGCAACAAUUUGAUCCUCAAUUUGAGUGUUCUCGUGUAUCCAAGCACGCUUAUUCUGGACUGGGGUCUUGCGAGUCAGGAUCUUUUCCUUGUGGGCAGCGAGCAUGCUCUCGCCAAUGCGGCGGGACUUGUUCAUCUUGCUUUGGACGGUGCGUGGGGUGGCACUGCCUCCGUAGAGCUCAGCGAUCAGGUCGAAGUCCAGCUUUUAUUUGUUACUGUCAGCACGUGCUCCCAGCUUGUGAAAAUGCCACCCUUUUACUGGAAGUGUAGACUUACCUGA
This is a messenger RNA of Penicillium antarcticum, 597 nucleotides long. RefSeq lists its product as uncharacterized. The transcript has a single exon. The coding region runs from base 1 to 597 and encodes 198 amino acids. Lineage: Eukaryota; Fungi; Ascomycota; Eurotiomycetes; Eurotiales; Aspergillaceae. The record is from RefSeq and is a predicted model, not a curated record.